AUGGAAGAGGGAAAGGUGUGUGAUUCUUCCGGAGAAGAAAUCGUUCUUGACCAUGAACGUCUUCCAAGUAUUGCUUCUCCGAAAGAACUUGACAAUGCGUCAUUACGACUUUUGAACCUGGACUACCUCUCAUACAUGUUGUUAUCAUCCGAACAACUUUUAAUUUCCUCAUCCCUAAACCUAUCUAGACGCAGAAACGGAAUGACUAAUUCCAUAAGUUCUGAUCCAUCAAACUCUGAAAUCGAUCGUAAUGUCAGGAAUGUAGACAAACUAUUGGAACAUAAGAGGUUAUAUUUUAAAACUUCUGCACAAGUUAGAGGAGAAUUUGCAAGUUUGUCCCAAAAAGAACGCUCGAAGCUUAAUGCAAAACGAUGGCAUAUACAUCAUUUUUUAAGUCACUCAAGAUCAACGAAGAAAAAAAUCAAGGUAAAAUCUGAAUCUGCAUAUGAAUUUGCCUUUUAUGAGCUAGAGAACUACGUAAUAAAAUCUUUUCUUAUCCAUCCAACAAGUGGCUCCAUUGGAAGAGGGAUGGCUAUUGAAGAAGAUGGAACAAUGUCUGACACAUGUUUCAGCUAUUUACGUUCUUAUGAAAGGGCUCUUUAUGUGCUUGCGCAAAAAGCUAGGUGCUACACCCAUAUUUCCAUUCUGUUUUUGAUCAUCCUGCUUAGGAAUAUUCGCAGAUUAGUCCACCAUUUUAAAUUGAGUCCAACACUCGUCGAUUUAAUCAUUUUAAACACUGAAGGUAUUAACCUGACACAAACAUACUUACAUAAUCUCUGCAAUAACAACCAUGCUGUGAAACGCACAUCAUUGGAAAAAUCACAACCGGACAUCAGCCGAAAUGAUUCACUAGAAAAAGAACCAAAUGCAAAAAUGUUGGAUACACUUUGCAAAAACUGCAACGGUUAUAAGCAAAAUGUUCAUAUUAAAUGUCAAAAUGCCCUAAAGGAAAUCCUUUGUCGCAAAGAAACUUCUGACGACGAAGAGGAAAAUACAGUAGAACCUGCUAUAUCGGAUAAUGAACCUUUAGUAAUAAACAAUGAGCAUGAGGCGUUUGAUCAAACGUUGGCAAGCAGCAAUAUGUCCGAACGGGACUUCAAUUUUGAAACAAGUCUAAAUUAUGACAAAGGAGAUAUUUUAAAUAUUAAUACCCUAGAUUUUAAUAUUACAAUUGAGGAUUUUAUUUCUAAAUGGAUUGAAGAUCUAUGCAAAUUUGGUUCCAUAUGUAACAAGAUAUGCCCGAAGCCGACAUUCUUGGAGAACCCAAUCCUCAAACUAACAUUUAAUUCUAGCAAUUUCGCGACUCAGAAGCUCUGCAAGUACCCAUACAAUAAUAAUCUGUCACUUCACAGAGAUCAAAGAAUUAGGAAACUAAUGGUAUACCUUCCAGAGGUACCCAGGGAAGAAUCAACCACCUCCAAUCAAACAGAGGCUAUGACUCCAGUAAAAACAUCUCCACUUCGCAGGGCAUCAAAUCCAACUACAAUUACUAGAAUGACACUACGAUCGCAUGAAAGCAUGAACGGAGGAGAAAAAAUAACAACCAGUACAAAGUAUAACCGAUGGAAAAAGAUGGAAGAACGUACCCUAGUCGAUGCCAUAAACCAACACGGAACCGGAAAAUGGAGCUUCUUCUCGAAAAUGUACUUUAGUGGCAAAAAAACUGCUCUGCAACUUAAAGACAAAUGGUGUAACUUGUUACGCUUUCAACACGUUCAACUCGUGACAGACAAGUCCAAGCGUGGAAUCAAAAGCACUGGAAGCUGGCAAUUCGUCGAUACAAAAUAA
Messenger RNA from Theileria equi strain WA, 1788 nucleotides. RefSeq lists its product as hypothetical. The coding region runs from base 1 to 1788 and encodes 595 amino acids. The record is from RefSeq and is a predicted model, not a curated record. NCBI's taxonomy places the organism in Eukaryota, Apicomplexa, Aconoidasida, Piroplasmida, Theileriidae. The transcript has a single exon.